Molecule: messenger RNA, 861 nt
Organism: Clonostachys rhizophaga
Lineage: Eukaryota; Fungi; Ascomycota; Sordariomycetes; Hypocreales; Bionectriaceae
Source: the annotation of a GenBank genome assembly
AUGGAUGCAAAUUCUUCGACACAGCCUUUCAAACAUGGAGGAGGUGGCCCGUCUGCCAUGGCCAUCAACUCUGUCAAGAAACUAGAAAAAUUGCGACAAGCCCUCAAAGGCCUCCCCGUCAAGCCACCUUCGAUAUAUCUAGAUGCUCAUGGAGUCGCGCAGGACGAAUUAAUCAACCUACAGAUCUUGGUGCAGCCAACCGGUACGCUUUAUUUAGUUGACAUGAAACGUCUUGGUACCGCAGCGUUAUCCACAACGACAGACAGCAGUGCGUCGCUUCGCUCCAUACUCGAGUCAAAGUCCAUCCCCAAGGUUGGGUUUGACAUUCGCGCCGUUUCCAAGCUCUUAUUCCGCGACUUCAACGUUUCUCUUGAUGGCAUGUACGAUCUUCAGUUGAUGGAACUCGCGAGCAGAGACUACCAGCACUCCAAAAAGCACCUUGCUGGGUUCGCAAAGUGUGUCGACCAGGACGUCCCAAAAUCUAACACUACUAAGAGUCGCUGGCUCCAACCAGAUGACUCUACCAACAUGCAUUUAUUCAAUUCUCUUGGCCAUGUUCCUUCUAUGAAGCGAAUCGAGUUAUAUCCUGCGCUGUGGGCGGUUUACAGACAUAGACUCAGUAAGCCGGGGCAGGCUUUCUGGCUUAGUUUUGCGCGAUCAGAGUCAUGGCAAAGGGUGCAAGAUUCCAAGCUAAGCAAGGGAAGGCAAGGCGACCAGAGCCUAGGCCCUACAUCCUGGUGGGACUCUGAGCUAUUAGACUCUGCCAUGGAGCGUUGGAAUGAAGAGAUAGUUACAGAACGCAUGGCGGGAGGUUACGAGCUUAAUGAGGACGCUGAAUGGGUGCCGUUAUCUAUGAAAUGA